Molecule: messenger RNA, 4367 nt
Organism: Aspergillus steynii IBT 23096
Lineage: Eukaryota; Fungi; Ascomycota; Eurotiomycetes; Eurotiales; Aspergillaceae
Product: P-loop containing nucleoside triphosphate hydrolase protein
Exons: 4
Coding region: 406-3942 (1178 amino acids)
Cellular component (GO): cytoplasm
Molecular function (GO): ATP binding; ATP-dependent chromatin remodeler activity
Source: RefSeq, a predicted model, not a curated record
ACCCCAUCCUCAUCUUUCUUUGUCUCUCCCUUUCCUUUGUCUUCUUUGCGUGUACUGCCUUUGAGUCCUUCUUCUGAGUUGCUGUAUGUUCUUUGUAAACCGCAGUUGCCUUUUGUUCUUGAUUCUCCUUGACGUUUCCCGUCCUUCGACUUCCGUCAUCCUUUCUUAACAUCGGAUUGUGCUCCGCCAAGACCGAUCAUCUCUCUAUUAUAUUGCACUCCCGUGUUCUUUUUCUAUCUUAGUCCACCAAAACUUUCACAUGUUUCAUCCAGGACAGUGGCCAGCAGUUUAUCUUGUUAAUCUCGCAUAGAUUCCUGUUGGCUAGACGUGGGGCCUUGAAUCCGUGGACAGAAGUCCAACAGAACUCUAGAUCUGUGCAACACGACUCGUCGUCGGACUUAAGCCAUGGCAUCCUCGACAAACCACUCGUCCAUCGACGACAUUCUGGAUGAUCUUCAAUUGAAUCAAGUUAUCCUUCAAAGCUUGGACCAGGAACGACCCGAUGCCGUCCUCGAAAGACAGGAGAUUAUAGACACCAUCAAUGAUCUCCAGGCGCGUCUGGCGGAACUACGCGGUGACCCACCCCCCAGUCUCCAGGCUCGACAGUCUUUGGAUGGCGCCGCAGAUUAUGCAAAUGGGAUCCAGCCACAACUCCAUGAUCUGGAUGAUCCAUCUCCGCCAUGGCCAUCCCAGCCAAACCAUCGUCCGGACUUGCCCCCUUUCGCGGCGCCUUCCUAUGUGCGAAAGCGUCAGCGCGAUGAGGAUAUUGGUGCUCAGAAUGAUGAAGAUGCCGAAACAGAUUUCACUGAUUUCACUGAUGAUCUUGAACUGCCAGUCAAGCGAGUGCGAACCAGCCGACCAUCGGAAAGGUCUAGCCCUGGCGCUCAGUCGAGCCGGAGCGGCCUGGCGGAUGAACAGGAUGGAGAAAUAGGGGAUGGUGCUGAUGAACUGCGAAAACUGCUUGGUUUAGACAGCCAGGAUACUCUGCAGCGCCUCCAGGAGGAACAGAGGAUGGCCGAACAAUGGCUUGAGGAGCGCAAAGAACAGGAGCGACGAGAUGAAGAGUUUGCCCGUAGGCUUAAUGAAGGCUUCCAGGAACCUCAGCGGCCGUCAUCAUCGGUGGCUAGCCCUGCUCAUCAUGCAAGAAACUCGGCUUUCCCGGUACCAUCAUCUUCAGCUCAGGGAUCGGGCGAGCAAUGGACAUCAUAUCGCGAGCCCAACAAUGCCAUUCACAAUCCUGUGCCAGCUCAAGCCAGCGAUUCCGGCCACUUGGGUUUUGGAGCUCCAUCACUUCCCGAUAGAAGUCGCUUUGGAUCCCAUCGCUAUCCCGUCCCCAUAGCCCAAGACAGCGACGACAGCGACCUCGCGGAAAUUACCGAAGGUGAUUUUCAACGUCACACUCGAAGCCCAUCGAAUCAUUACACUGACGGAUUACCCCCCUAUUCAUGGAUGCCUAGGCAUCCCGAGACAGAUCCUUUUGGAAACCCGUCAGGUUCUGGUGGCCUAGGUGCAUCAGGUCCGGUGUACGGGCCAAAUGUGUUCCAAAGCACUUUGGCAAGGCUCAAUGCGGGAAAGCAGUUGUUUGAACAUGCAGGGAGGUCCAUUUUCGGAGCACUUUCCAAUGGAGUACUUUCCGAUGGAGCAGUUGCCAAUACACUUCCAUCCCAUCGUGGGUCAGAAUAUUACGACAUGCUGAAUGAUAUCUACGACAAUGCGGAAGAUCCCCAGAAAGUCAACGAGGAUAUCAAACAACUACUUGAGACCAUCAGACCCGAUUCCGAGAUCUCGAAGGAAAACCGGGAAGGCACCCCUGAAGCCCUCAAAUUUAAUUUGUUGGAGCACCAGAAGCUGGGGCUGUCGUGGAUGAAAUCUCUAGAGGAAAAGGACCAGAAGGGUGGCAUUCUUGCAGACGACAUGGGACUAGGAAAGACAAUCCAGGCCAUUGCUCUGAUGGUCUCCCGACCUUCUGAGGAUCCAGAGAGAAAACCAACGCUCAUCAUUGCCCCGGUUGCACUGAUGCAGCAGUGGAAGCGAGAAAUCCAGAGAGUCUUAAAGCCCGGCCGACACCAACUGAGUGUCUACGUUUUACACGGCGACAAACGAUCCGUGGGCUUCAGGGACCUGAAAGAAUACGAUGUGGUUCUUACUACCUUUGGGACCUUGUCUUCCGAAUUGAAGCGCUGCGACAAGUAUGAUGAACUGCAGAAAUCUGGAGCCAACGAACGGACUGUUCUUAGCGCACUCAUUCAAGGAAUGCCAUGCCUUGGUCCAACUAGCAAAUGGUACCGCAUCAUCAUAGACGAAGCUCAGUGCAUCAAAAAUCGGAAUACAAAGGCUGCGAUAGCAUGCUGCCGUCUCAACUCCACCUACCGCUGGUGCAUGAGUGGGACUCCGAUGAUGAACAGCGUUCAGGAGCUACAUUCUCUGUUGAAGUUUUUGCGCAUUCGACCUUACUGUCACCUGGAAAGAUUCAAUCGUGACUUUACCCGCCCGCUGAAGGGCUCCAGUGCCAGUGCGCAGGACAAGGCGAUGAGGCAGUUGCAAGUUUUGCUCAAGGCGGUUCUCUUGAGACGAACAAAGGAAUCCAAGAUCGACGGCAAACCGAUUCUUGAUCUCCCGCGGAGGGUUUCCGAAAAGGUACAUGCCGUUUUUAGUGACGAUGAGCAGGAACUGUACUCGGCACUUGAGGCAAAGACCCAACUCCAGUUCAACAAAUACCUCGAAGCUGGUACUAUUGGACGGAAUUAUUCCAACAUUCUUGUCUUGCUCCUUCGACUUCGGCAAGCUUGUUGUCAUCCCCACCUGAUCAAGGAUUUUAGUGUCAAGCUGAACGCGAACACGGACGAGCUGGAUCUUGUUGAGAACGCGAAGGCCUUCGGUAAUGACGUUGUCAUCCGCUUGAAAGGAAACAGUGACCUCGAGUGUCCCAUUUGUAUCGAUGCCGUUGAUAAUCCAAUCAUUUUCUUCCCCUGCGGCCAUAGCACCUGCGCCGAAUGCUUCUCAAGAAUUUCGGACCCAGAGCUGUCCGUGAGACAAGGCCACGAUGGCAGCGUCGAUGUCAAGUGCCCGAACUGUCGUGGCAAGGUUGACCCAAAGAAAAUCACUGAUCACAUGUCAUUCAAGAAAGUUCAUUUCCCCGACGAGUCGGACGACCCUGCAGAGUUGGAACUGCCCAAGCCUGCCGAAGAGGAAGAGGACGACAGUGAUGACAGCGACCAGGACAGCAUAUCGCGAUUCAUUGUAAAUGACGAAGACGAAGGGGAAACCUCUGGUUCGUCGAAACGCAGAGGAAAAGCGAAAGGGAAAUUGCCCCAGAAACCUAAGAAGACCCUUGCCGAGCUGAAGAAGGAAUCGUCGAAAAACCUGAAGUCCAAACGCAAAUAUCUCCGUCGUCUGGAGAAGACCUGGAUAUCCAGCGCCAAAAUAGAUAAAACCUUGGAAAUCUUGGAUGACGUCCAGAACGGCGAGGCGGGUGAAAAGACCAUUAUCUUCAGCCAAUUUACUGCGUUGCUAGACUUGCUUGAAGUUCCAAUCAUGCGACGCGGAUGGGGCUAUCGGCGUUAUGACGGCAGUAUGAGACCCGCGGACCGGAACUCAUCGGUGCUCGAGUUUACCGACAACCCUGACUGCAAGAUUAUGCUGGUGUCCUUGAAGGCUGGUAACGCUGGUCUGAACCUUGUCGCCGCCUCCCAAGUUAUCAUCCUCGAUCCAUUCUGGAACCCGUACAUUGAGGAGCAGGCGAUUGACCGUGCUCAUCGAAUCGGACAGUUGAGAGAAGUGCAAAUCCAUCGGAUUUUGAUAGAGAAAACAGUCGAGGACCGCAUUCUCGAACUCCAGGACAAGAAGCGAGAAAUUAUUGAGGGAGCUCUAGACGAGAAUGCCUCGAAGAACAUUUCUCGACUGGGGACCCGAGAGCUGGCCUACUUAUUUGGUGUCCAUUGAAUACCUUAAUCUUACCACGACACGGCGUUGGCGGAUUUCUGCAACUUGAUCAAUCGCGUUUUCACUUUAUCCAAUGAAUCCAAGAUACCCCUUAAUUUUCCAUAUUCCCCUUCCUUUCUAUGCAUAUUCUCUGCUUUUGUGUAUUCAUUCCAUGUCUUCUCUCUGUCCUCGUCUACACUCCAUUGCAUAGAUCAAAUUCCUCGCACUGUGAGCACGAAAUUCGUGCCGGGAUGUUUUCCGGAACCCAUCCAUCUGCAUGGUUCUGCGUCCUCACUUACCGUCUCUUUUCUUAGAGCAUUGGUCUGGUUUUCGAGGGAUCUGAGACAUUUCGGCUACAUUAUUCUGUUUUCUGUAAUCCAGUUUGUUCAAUUCUAGAGAUCGCCUUUUUCUUUUCUUUUCUUUCUCGUUCUUCUGUUCUUGCGUAC